UUUGUAAAGAGCGUCUGCAUGAGUCGGUCAAGUUUUUAAGUUAAUGAAAUACAAAGUACCAGUGCAUUUCAUCAUUUGUGAUAGAUAACACGUUUGGUAAAGAAAAUGAGAUUUUUUUUAUCGCACUGUGCUCUAAGUAAGCCACUUCCCCUGUAGUAACGUGGGUACAAAAUGGAAUAGUGCAUGCGUACGAGUCUGCAGUGAUAGACUGACCUUAUAAAAGCCCAAAAUCAAGACAAGUGAGUGGAAAUGAAUAGUGUUAAAAGGAGAGGAGGCCGUCCAAAUCGUGGUGGUGGACAGAAGGCAGCCAGAGGUAGGGGAGGCAGUGGUGGAAGAGGAAAAAGAGGUAGAGGUGGAGGAGGUGGCCACGUACCAAGAGAGAAAGGUGGUGCUGGAAUUAGUCUGGAUGAUUAUGAGGACUUUUGUGUCACCAGCUCAGGUGCUCUAGGAGGAGGAGGAGGAGGUCAUUUCACCAGGGAAAGAAGUGCUGCACCAAACUGGACUACAAAUGAUAAUUUUUCAGGAAGGGGAGGAGGCAGAGGACGUUUCAGUGGCGGAAACUUUCCUAUCAGAACCAAAGUCCCAAUGCAAAAACUCCACAUGAGCACAGAAAAUCAGGAUUUGGUGAAACAGGCACUGCUGGAGUUACAAGGAGACAAUGAAGAUGAAGAAAGUGAUGCUAUCUUGGAAUAUGAUGAUAAAGAUCUAAGAACUGCACAGCAGUACUGGAUGACAGAUAAUAAAUUGAUGGUUGAAGGUGCUACUCAGUUUACUGAAGAAGAAUCAGGGGAGACAGAAUUUGAGCAGGCAAAUAAAUAUGCCCUAAACAAAUUGAUGAGUUAUGGAUUUGAUAAAUCCAGAUGCCUUGAAGCCUUGACAGAUAAAGAUGGAGAUGUGGGCAGGUGUUUGGAGAGUUUAAUAUCUGAGCUUGAUGAAGAUGACCUUAACAACAUGGAAGGAGAGGAAAUGCCAUUAGAAGAACUUGAAAGUGAACGCCAAGAUGAAAAAAUGGCUCUAGAGGCCAUAUAUGGAGAUGCCUUUUGUGAGAGGAUUCCAAAACAAGUGUGGACAAUUGAUUUAGACUUGGAUUUUAUUAAAGAAUACUAUAGGACCAUUCAAGCAAGUAAAAUGCCUGAGCCCAGAAAAAAAUACAAAAUAAAUGUGGAUCCUGUAGAAAAGAAACCAUGCCUUUACUUUCAAAGGGGAAGCUGCAAGUAUGGUAACAGAUGUCAAUACAAACAUGCAAAGCCUGAAGGUGACAAACCUGCCACCAAUCCACAUGCAAAUGUAGAAGAAUUAAGUAAAGAUGGAAAAAGUAAAUUUCAGUUAGAAAUUAGAUUUCCAAAUGGAAAUUUGUACCCACAACAACCUCCAAUUCUUGCAGUAUCUACACAGUUUAAGGAAAUGCCUGGCUAUAUGUUGUUAAACAUUACAAAAAGACUUAUGCAGGAGGCAAAAGAGGUUGCUGAUACUGGUGCUCCAGUUGUUUUUUCACUUGUAAGUUUAUUAGAAAAUGAAAGUGAAAUGCUAGAUGUUCUUUCACAGCCACCCCUUGAACUCAGUCUGCCAAGUGUAAGGCAAAAAGGUAAGCCUGAAAUAGAUCCUAGUCAAACAACAGAAUUUGGUGAUUUUGAGGAGGAUGAGGAAAUUGUUGAUUUUGAAGAGGAAACGGAAAAUCAAGCAACAAUGGAACCUGAACACAAAGCAGAGGCCAGCAAGAAACCUGUCAGACAAGAACCUCAAAGACUGGAUCCUCAUAGGGUGAAAAGGGAAAAUAACAGAAUACGUGAAAAGUUCAAGAGAGCACAGAAUUUGCCAGCUUACAAAAAGAUGCAAGCUCUAAGGAAAAACCUUCCAGCCUGGGAGCAACAACAUGAAAUCCUCAAAGUCAUUGCUGAAAACCAAGUGGUAGUGAUAAGUGGAAUGACAGGAUGUGGCAAGACAACCCAAGUUCCACAAUUCAUACUGGACUCCUACUUAAAUGCCAAGUCAGCAGAGAUGUGCAAUAUUAUAUGUACCCAGCCAAGAAGGAUAUCUGCCAUGGCAGUGGCAGAGAGAGUGGCAGAAGAGAGAGCAGACAGGUUGGGGGGCAUUGUAGGAUACCAAAUUAGACUGGAGAGUGUUCAGUCUGCCUCUACCAGAUUACUGUUCUGUACCACAGGUAUUUUACUGCGGCGUCUGGAAGGAGAUGGUCUUCUGGAAGGUGUGUCACAUGUUAUCAUUGAUGAAGUACAUGAAAGAAGUGAGGAAAGUGAUUUCUUAAUGAUGGUACUGAGGGAUAUGCUACCACACAGGAAGGAUUUAAAGGUGAUCUUGAUGAGCGCCACUCUGAAUGCAGAUCUUUUCUCCUCCUACUUCAGUUUAUGUCCAGUUGUGCACAUACCAGGGAAAGCUUUUCCUGUUGACCAGUAUUUCUUGGAAGAUGCUAUAGAAAUGACUAAAUUUGUGAUGGAUGAGACUUCACCCUAUGCCAAACCCCGAGAUGUGAUGAGAAAACUGCAGACUGCUGAGAGGGAAGAAUUCAGUAGACUCAAGGGACAUGAUGGUUUUUCCAUGCAAGACUUGGAGGAGGCAGCCUUUGAUGUGCCAGGAAAUAUGAAAGCUGCCAAGGAUAGUGUUGAUGAUGCUAAAUUAACUGUGAGACAGCUAAUUUUGAGAUAUCCAGACUACAAAAAAUCAACAAUCAGGAGCUUGUCAUUGAUGGACUUUGAAACCAUUAAUUAUGACCUAGUAGAGAAUGUACUUGAAUGGAUUGUUGAAGGAAAACAUGAGUACCCAAAAGAUGGUGCGGUACUCAUCUUUUUACCUGGCUAUGCAGAAAUCACCACAUUGUAUGAAAAACUGCAGGUCAGCUCAGUCUUCAGGAACAAAGGAAAGUAUAAAGUGAUUCCACUACAUUCAAUACUAUCAAGUGAAGACCAGCAUGCUGUUUUUAAUCGCCCUCCUGAGGGAAUCACCAAGAUUGUGAUUGCCACCAACAUAGCUGAGACCUCUAUCACUAUAGAUGAUGUGGUGUAUGUCAUUGACUGUGGCAAGAUGAAGGAGAAGAGGUAUGAUCACACAAAGAGUAUGGAAAGUUUGGACACAGUAUGGGUCACUAGAGCCAAUGCUGUACAAAGGAAAGGAAGAGCUGGUAGAGUGGCCUCUGGGGUUUGCUUUCAUUUAUUCACAGGGCAUAGAUAUGAAUACCAGCUGAGGGGACAGCCAAUACCAGAAAUCCAGAGAGUACCAUUGGAGCAGCUGGUCUUGAAAGUCAAGAUGCUGGAGUUGUUCAAUGUAUUGGAUGUUAAGGAGGUACUGUACAAGUUGAUAGAACCCCCACAGGAGGACAGCAUCAAUAGCUCAGUCCACAGACUUCAAGAUCUUGGUGCUCUGGAUGUUGAUGGGAAUCUGACGGCGUUAGGUUACCACUUGGCUCUGUUGCCAGUUGAUGUGAGAAUUGGCAAGCUGAUGUUGUUUGGUGCCAUAUUUAGAUGUCUGGAUCCUGCCCUCACCAUAGCUGCCACACUGUCCUUCAAGUCUCCCUUUGUAACUCCUUUUGGAAAGAAGCAAGAAGCAACAGAGAAGAAACUAGAGUUUGCUGUGGGUUGCAGUGAUCACCUCACGAUGCUGAAGGCAUAUAAGAGUUGGCUCUCAGUUCAGCAGCGCACUUCAAGUUCAGCUUACAUGUUUUGCCAAGACAAUUAUUUGUCAGUAAAGACAUUGCAGAUGUUGUCUAGCAUGAAACAACAAUUCACAGAGCUUCUGUCAGACAUUGGCUUUGUACAAGGAGGUCUGACAGCCAGGCGCAUUGAGAAAAUGGCUUCAAGAGGCUCUGAUGGGGUUCUUCAGGCAACUGGACCAGAGGCUAACUGCAACUCUGACAACUUGAAACUAGUGUCUGCAAUAUUGUGUGCAGCCUUAUAUCCAAAUGUGGUGCAGAUCAAAACUCCAGAGGCAAGAUACAAAGAGAGUGCAGCAGGAAGUGUUCUGAUGCCUCCAAAACCAGAAGAAUUGAAGUUUAAAACUAAAGAUGAUGGUUAUAUAAACAUCCAUCCAUCCUCAGUGAAUUUUCAAGUCAAUUACUAUGAGAGUCCAUACCUUGUUUAUCAUGAAAAAGUCAAGACCUCCCGGGUGUACAUACGAGACUGCACUAUGGUGUCUGUGUAUCCACUGUUGCUGUUUGGAGGUGGAUACAUCAACAUAGACCUGGAGAAAGGAAACUUUAUUAUAUCUCUGGAUGAUGGAUGGAUAAGAUUUGUAGCUGCGUCUCAUGAGGUGGCAGACUUAGUCAGGGAGUUGAGAAUGGAGUUGGACCAGUUGUUGGAAGACAAGAUCAGGAACCCAAAUAUGGACCUCAUUACCUGCCCAAGAGGCAGUAAGAUCAUCAAUACAAUAGUGCACUUGAUUACAACUCAGUGAAAUAGAAUUUUUAUUGACCCAAUUUUAGCCAUUUCUUCUACAUUUUGAUCAUGAAGUGACUUUUUCCCCCGCAAAGCUGUAGAGACUGGACAUGGCAGCCAAAUGUUGUUCUUCCAGAUGUUCUCAAGAUCAAACUGGCAAAUUCUAAAGCACAGUUAUCAGCAAAAUAUGGUCAUAUGAUCAGUGAAACAAUGCAUACAUUUUGGAGAAUACUGCUGUGCAACACUUGCAGCUAAAUUAAUCUAUGAAAAUCUAUGCAAAUGAUGAACGUUUUCUGUAGCAAGUGCAAUAUGAUAUCACAUAUAUUAUUUUUAAUCAACAAAAUAUUUGUAUUGUUAUUAUCUGUAUUCCAUGGUUUCCUACAGUAAGUUAUGUAACAAGCAUAUGUAUGUGAUGAAAACAGUAAGGUCUAGAAUUACGGUAAUGACUUGAUAUUUUCAGACCUGGACAGUGGGCAAAAUUACCAAGCUUUCAAAAACAUAAUUUCUAUAUUACUAUAUAGCAUUUAUGGUGCUUUUACUGGCUAGAGUAGAACUAUAGAGUAGCCUGCUUUUUAGUUUUACUGCUACCACUCAAUUGGAAUGUUCUAACUUAAGAAAUUAUGACUUAGAAAUACAGUGUCUGUAAAAUUCUUAAUUUUCCCCAUUGAAAAGAUUGAGAAAUUAGUGUAGUCUUUACUUUAAAUUUCUAGUAAGAGAUCUCUAGUCAUACAACUAUUAGCACAAUUUUUGCUAUCAGUUAAUUUAUGCUAAAUAUAAAAAGUCAUUCAAAUUGAAGAAAAUCAUGUUCAUGUUUUUUAUAGCUAACAAAAUGAAUUCCAGUUGCCCAUUUGCGGUCAUAAAGAUAUCUUAUAAAUUUCUUCAUCUU
Messenger RNA from Lingula anatina, 5268 nucleotides. RefSeq names its product putative ATP-dependent RNA helicase DHX57. Gene Ontology annotation, cellular component: intracellular anatomical structure. Gene Ontology annotation, molecular function: ATP binding; protein binding; helicase activity. The record is from RefSeq and is a predicted model, not a curated record. Lineage: Eukaryota; Metazoa; Brachiopoda; Lingulata; Lingulida; Lingulidae.